Molecule: messenger RNA, 1125 nt
Organism: Patiria miniata (bat star)
Lineage: Eukaryota; Metazoa; Echinodermata; Asteroidea; Valvatida; Asterinidae
Gene: timm22
Product: mitochondrial import inner membrane translocase subunit Tim22-like
Exons: 4
Coding region: 3-596 (197 amino acids)
Biological process (GO): protein insertion into mitochondrial inner membrane
Cellular component (GO): TIM22 mitochondrial import inner membrane insertion complex
Molecular function (GO): transmembrane protein transporter activity
Source: RefSeq, a predicted model, not a curated record
ACAUGGCGACUUACACAGACAGCAACGUGAACCAUUCCAAAUCUGAGAUGUCAGAUGUUACUCAAGAUAGUGCAGAGUUGUCGCCUGUAAACAUAGUUGGAAUGAUGGACUCCCUUAUAGGACCAAACAAGAUAAAGCACAACGAGGGACUGAGACAAUUUGGGCUGCCGCAGGCGCCGAAAACGAGGGAGGAAUUGACGGUGGAACGUGCAAUGGAAAGCUGCACAUUUAAGACCGUCAUGAGCUGCGUACUUGGUUUUGCAUUGGGAGCAGCGAUUGGUUUAUUUGCAGCAAGCAUUGAUCCUGUCGACCCUGAUCAAGCAGCCAAACAGAAAGCCAAGGAUGUCUUGAAAGACAUGGGCAGGAGGAGUGUCUUCCAUGCCAAAAACUUUGCUGUCAUUGGUGCAAUGUUUGCAGGAACAGAGUGUAUAAUAGAAUCAUAUCGGGGUCAAAGCGACUGGAAAAAUAGUCCCAUGGCUGGCUGUGCAACAGGCGGGUUAAUAGGAUACAGAGCUGGGCUGAAACCUGGUGUUGCAGGAUGUGUAGGAUUUGCUGCCUUCUCAGCCGCCAUUGAUCACUACUUCCAUCUUCACUGAUAGGCAGAUAUCCUGUCACGUCCAAGUUAUCCUUCACAUUUUGCUGAAGUUUGGACACCAUAGAACUUGUUUGGACCAGCGCAAGAUCACAUGCUGAUCAUCAUAGCAAGGUUUUCUUAACCGUCUCCAUCAGAGUCUGAACAACAAUGUCUGGAGAACAGUGGAGCCUCAUUAUUUUAGACAGAUAAUCUGGAGGUACCACACUGACAAUGACUGAGUAUUGUUUUUAUACGUCGACGAAAGGCAAAACCUAAUAUUUAAUUUACACUCAUUUUCAACACUCAUUUUCCACAAGUAAGUCCCGUCUUGAAUUGUGGCAGCAGCAUUUCAAUUGGGAAUUUUUACCCAAUCCUAAUUGAAGGGGUCAGUUACCAGGACCGGUACUAUCCUCCUUCAUAGUUGAGGUUGUGACGGGGUUUAGACCAGCCUUGGAAGGUACAUUGAGGUCGAUGAUAGAUCAGGGCCCAAUUUCAUAUAGCCUUUAGUCAAGUCCCCAGGCCUAUACCCGGACCAUCCGGACACGUAACAC